AUGGAUAUGCUUUCAGCCGCCGAGCAGCGCACUCUUGAGCAGCGCAUGCAGAAGCGCCAGGUCAAGGAGUUUAUGGGUGCUUUCGGCGGUCUUGUCGAGCACUGCUUCAUGUCCUGCGUCGAUGACUUCACCUCAAAGGCCAUUUCCAACCGGGAAAGCGGCUGCAUCAACCGCUGCGUCCAGAAGUGGAUGGCCUCUCAGCAGCGCAUCAGCGACCGCUUCCAGGAGCACAACGCCCAGCUCACAGCUCAGAUGAACAAAUAA
This is a messenger RNA of Fusarium poae, 264 nucleotides long. It is a transcript of the gene TIM9, whose product is annotated as protein transporter tim9. Lineage: Eukaryota; Fungi; Ascomycota; Sordariomycetes; Hypocreales; Nectriaceae. The record is from RefSeq and is a predicted model, not a curated record. The transcript has 3 exons. The coding region runs from base 1 to 264 and encodes 87 amino acids.